This is a messenger RNA of Trematosphaeria pertusa, 330 nucleotides long. RefSeq lists its product as uncharacterized. The record is from RefSeq and is a predicted model, not a curated record. The transcript has a single exon. Lineage: Eukaryota; Fungi; Ascomycota; Dothideomycetes; Pleosporales; Trematosphaeriaceae. Bases 52 to 222 code for a protein of 56 amino acids.
UACCAACUCUUUUCCAAAGAAAAAAACCAACUCUCAAUACCAGACUUGAAAAUGCCAGGCUGCGGAACCGAGGGCUGCACUUGCGCCGACUGCGGCUGCGCUCAGGGUGCUUGCAACUGCGGAAAGUGUCAGUCUCAGCCCACCUACCCAUGCCUUCACAUCUUUCCCAACCCGCCGAAUUCUAACCCUCCACCAGAAACUCCCGAUACCCUAGCGACGUAACGAGGCGGUGACGAUAAUCACGACGGCGAUGUUUGCAUUCGAUCCUUCGAUUCGACCGACCGACUGUCCUUAACACCAAUCUUGCAUACCAACUUUCUUCCAUUCCAA